Molecule: messenger RNA, 3224 nt
Organism: Hyla sarda
Lineage: Eukaryota; Metazoa; Chordata; Amphibia; Anura; Hylidae
Gene: SGSM3
Product: small G protein signaling modulator 3
Exons: 22
Coding region: 335-2611 (758 amino acids)
Molecular function (GO): protein binding
Source: RefSeq, a predicted model, not a curated record
UUCUUUCCUGUGUUAAUGCAUUGAACAACCCAGAAGGAAGAGGAGGGAAGCAAGAAGCAUCUAUGGUAGCAGUGAAGCCCCCUCCGACGGAGAAGAGCGGGGGUCUGAAGGCUUAAGAGCCCCCCAGGCUUUAAGUGCUGCUGCUUCCUUUAUCCUACCCGCAGAGAACAUCUGCUGCCAACCCCACCUCCCAUGAACUACCCAUGCCACAUCCGCACCUUGUGAUCACCACCGGUUCCUUUCCUAUGCCCAACACCGUCUUCUGAGGACUGCAUCUUCAUACCUUCCCUGAGGCAACAAUACACCCUGUGCCCGCAGAAUUUACUCUGGCACCAUGUCAGGUAAUGGAGGAUCAGGGAGUUACACCCCAUGUCCAGGCGGACCUUUCUCUGCCCUCACUCCAAGCAUGUGGCCACAGGACAUACUUGCAAAAUAUACUCAGAAGGAGCAGACUGUAGAUCAGCCCGAGUUUCGCUACGAUGAGUUUGGCUUCAGAGUAGAUAAAGAAGAUGGUGCAGAACCAAAUUCCAGUAAGUUGUUGGGAAUUCCACUUACAGAAGAUCCCCAGCAGAGGCUAAAGUGGCAGGCCCAUCUAGAAUUCACCCACAACCAUGAUGUAGGAGACCUAACCUGGGAUAAGAUUGAUGUAACCCUCCCCCGCUCUGACAAGUUGCGUUCUCUUGUCCUUGCUGGCAUCCCCCACAGCAUGAGACCACAGCUCUGGAUGCGACUCUCCGGUGCCUUACAGAAGAAGAGGAAUUCAGAGAUGACUUACAGAGAUAUAGUACGGAACAGCUCCAACGAUGAGACUUUAGCUGCUAAACAGAUUGAGAAGGAUUUGCUCCGCACCAUGCCCAGCAAUGCUUGUUUCUCCAACCUGCAAAGUGUGGGUGUGCCCCGCCUCAGAAGACUGCUGCGUGGCCUGGCGUGGUUGUACCCAGAUAUCGGGUAUUGCCAAGGCACAGGCAUGGUGGCUGCAUGCUUACUGCUCUUCCUGGAGGAAGAAGAUGCUUUCUGGAUGAUGAGCGCCAUUGUAGAAGACUUGGUGCCAGCGUCUUACUUCAGCACCACCCUGAUCGGGGUUCAGACAGACCAGCGGGUCCUAAGACACCUUAUCGUUCAGUACCUUCCUCAACUGGACAAGCUGCUACAGGAGCAUGAUAUUGAGCUGUCCCUCAUCACCUUGCACUGGUUCCUCACUGCAUUUGCCAGCGUUGUGCACAUCAAAUUGCUGUUACGGAUCUGGGAUGUGUUUUUCUACCAAGGGUCUCUUGUCCUGUUCCAGACCACCUUGGGCAUGCUGAAACUUAAGGAGGAAGAACUCAUCCAGUCUGAGAACUCCGCCGCUAUCUUUAACACUCUGUCGGACAUCCCUACCCAUAUUGAGGAUUCUGAUGUUCUGCUGCGAGAAGCGAUGAUGAUUUCGGGAACCCUGACAGAAGUUAUGAUAGAAGCUCAGAGACGCAAGCACCUGGCGUACCUCAUCGCAGACCAGGGCCAGCUGCUUAACGCAACCGCUGCGGUCACCAACCUUUCCAAGAUUAUGAGAAGACCAAGUCAGCGCAGGAAGUCUGGUAUUACCACACUUUUAUUUGGUGAUGAUGACUUUGAGGCCCUAAAAGCCAAGAAUAUCAAGCAGACGGCUCUGGUGGCCGAUCUGAGGGAGGCCAUCCUGCAUGUGGCUCGUCACUUCCAGUGUUCGGACCCUAAAAACUGUAACCUUGACCUGACCCCCGAUUAUAGUAUGGAGAGCCACCAGAGAGACCACGAGAAUUACGUGUCGUGUUCACGAAGCAGGCGCCGAAGGGCAAAGGCUCUCCUGGACUUUGAGCGUCAUGACGAUGACGAGCUUGGCUUUCGCAAGAAUGACAUCAUCACGAUAAUUUCCCAGAAGGAUGAACACUGUUGGGUUGGAGAAUUAAAUGGACUCCGGGGCUGGUUUCCUGCAAAGUUUGUGGAGAUUCUUGAUGAAAGGAGUAAAGAGUACUGCACUGCUGGAGAUGACUCUGUCACAGAAGGGAUUACGGACGUGGUUCGAGGAACUUUGUGCCCUAGUAUUAAGGCAAUAUUUGAGCAUGGACUGAAGAAACCAUCUCUGUUAGGAGGUCCCUGUCAUCCUUGGCUUUUCAUCGAAGAGGCUGCCAGCCGGGAGGUGGAGAGAGACUUCGACUCAGUAUAUUCACGGCUUGUUCUCUGCAAGACCUACAGGUUAGAUGAGGAUGGCAAAGUGUUAACUCCAGAAGAACUAUUAUACAGGGGAGUACAAUCUGUGAAUGUAAGCCACGAUACCGCUCAUGCACAGAUGGAUGUCAAGCUCCGUUCCCUUAUUUGUAUCGGCCUCAAUGAACAAGUUAUCCAUUUGUGGCUUGAAGUCCUUUGCUCCAGCUUACAGACGGUUGAGAAGUGGUACCAGCCAUGGUCCUUUCUGAGGAGCCCAGGUUGGGUGCAGAUAAAGUGUGAACUAAGGGUCCUUUCAAAGUUUGCCUUUAGUUUGUCACCAGACUGGGAAUUGCCGGUGAAAAAAGAGGACAAGGAGAAGAAGCCAUUGAAGGAAGGGGUACAGGACAUGUUAGUUAAGCAUCAUCUCUUCAGCUGGGAUAUUGACGGCUGAUGGUUUUCGUCUUCUUGUUCCUGACCCUAUGGAGUCUUACAGAACUUCACUCCAGCAAUGCACUUUUUCUAUUACUGCUCUACUGCCAAGAACUCUGUAUCAUUGUGACACUGGACGACCUCCAUAUCGGCCCGAAAAACCGGGAUGUGAUUGGGCCACAUUUUCAGAACUACCCUGCACUUGACCGAUCUGAUCAUCUCAUCUCUUCUUAAAAAAAAAAAAAAAGUCAGAUUGUGUCCGGUUGGAUGAAGCGGACGGUCCAGGCUCCUAAAAUUCUAUAGCUGUGUAUAUAAGAAAAAAAAUUAUAUAGAGAAAGAAAUAUAUAUGUAUGUAUAUUUUGAAACAGAAAUGUAGAUUUUUCUUUUGUCAACACAUUUCCUACCUCCUCUCAUUCUCCUUCCACUACUGAACCACAAUACGUUCCGGAAAAGAAGUUCUGGGCUUUGUGUUAUUUAAAAAAAAAAGAGACCCGACUCUCCAAAAAAUUCUAUUCUGUCAAGAUGUUGAAGGCACAUGACGUAUUAAAGGGGUACUCCCGUGGAAAACUUUUUUUUUUCUUUUAAAUCAACUGGUGCCAGAAAGUUAAACAGAUUUGUAAAUCACUUCUAUUAAA